This is a messenger RNA of Delphinapterus leucas (beluga whale), 1941 nucleotides long. The record is from RefSeq and is a predicted model, not a curated record. NCBI's taxonomy places the organism in Eukaryota, Metazoa, Chordata, Mammalia, Artiodactyla, Monodontidae.
AUGGCACUGCAUGUCCGCCUGCCCUUGGUCACGCACUUCCCCUCUUUUCUCUUGCAGCCGGCCAAGCUUGCCGAGGCCUUCAAGUACUUCGUGCAGGGCAUGGGAUACAUGCCCUCCGCCAGCAUGACGCGCCUGAUGAGGUCCCGCACAGCCUCGGGCUCCAGCGUCACGUCCCUGGAGGGCGCCCGCAGCCGCUCCCACACCAGCGAGGGCGCCCGGCUGGACAUCGUCCCCAACUCCGGUGGCCCCGGGAGCAGCGCAGGGCCCAACUCCACGGAGGUGUCCUGCUAGGUGGCCUUGGGGACGGCCGCCCCUGGACUCUGGGAUCAAUCGCUGUAGCUGCCCCUCCUCCAGCCCCUCCCCGCCCCUGCCUGCCAACCACAUGUAGCUCGGUAUUAAUCCAAAGCUUAUUUUGUACGAGUGAGCUCUGGUGAGGACAAAGUGAGAUUGGGUUUGUGGAGGGCUCCCCUUCCGGCGAGGGCGGGGUGGAGUGGACCAAAGGGAAAGAAGCAUCUCAGUGUCCUGUUUCCACUAGCGAGCGGCCUAGAGGCCACUGUCUUCCCCUCCCUCAGAGACACCAAACUGCCAAAAACAAGAAACAGAGCAAACACUUGAUCAAUCCAAGGCUAGGCUGACCUGAGCAUCCUGGCGCGAAGGGACGUUUUGUUGGAAGCCCAGCCCACCUACUUCCUGUUUCCUUUCCAACUAAAGAAAAAACAGACCCAGUUUCUGGAAACCAAACCCCUUCUGAUUUGGAGAGGGGGAGAGGGGGGAAUGGUGGCGAGCUCUUUUAACAAAGCCAAACAGGAAGCGGGGAAAGAGGUGGAAUUUAUGCAGAGGCUCCGAAGUGUUUGGAAGAGCAAAUCUCUGUCGUGAACUUGAAGAAGUAGAUUUUUAACGUCGGUGCAUAUAUACACUUUUCAGUGCCGAUGCCAGAAGCCUGUUUUUCUGGCAUUUUUUUAAUGGACAACAGAAGCAGGUGACAAAAUCUCCCAGUUUUUCAAAGAGACGGUCUUGGCAAACGUUUGGUAUCGGGGGUUUGAGGCUUUGAUUCUGCUGCCUGCCUCUUCCUCCACGUCGCCUACUUCCUACCCCAGAUACAUGGACGAGUGAUUAUUUCAUUCAUGGGGAAGAUCAUGUAGAUUUGUAGCUGCUUCUUUGAAAUGGAGGGCCGUGCCUGGCUGUGAUGCGUCUCCAUGCAGCGGCCGGGGGAGGGGGGCAGGGGCAUUGAGGUGGGCUGGUAUUUUUGGUUAUUAGAUGUAAAGGAUUCCUCGUGGUUGUGAUGGAGUCCAGCGCAGUUGUGAUUUCAGUUGAUCCCAUCUGGUUCCCAGGAACCAUGUGUGAUUGAGUUAAAUCUAGCUUCCAAUCUUGGACAACCCGGGUUGAAUCUGAACUUGAUUGCCAAACAUUUCUGACCUGGUGACCUUCCGGGAUCUUCAGAUAGAACUGUUCGCUCUUGUAGGGGGUGGGGAUUCCCUUGGGGAGUGGUGGCCCAGAAGAUGCAAGGAUUCUGGAAUGUGUAUUCCAUGGGAUUUCCUUCCCUCUCCUGCCUUCCCCUCUACCCUGCCCCUCUAACCUCUCGCUGAACGGGGUGGCACCACUGACAUUUCUGGGCAACGUCAGCGUAGCUGUCAAGUUCCUGUACUACUUACUGCCUUUUGAUUUUUAUUUUGGCUAACCGUGGAUCUUCUUAUAGGAAGUUUGAUCAGAGUGAAAGGAACAUUGUGACUCAGCCGCCGGGGCCUGGUGGUUACUGGGAGGAAUAGUCAAGCCUUCUAGGUAGCUUGGGGGAAUAAUGACUCAAUUUAUCUGCGACCUAGCCCCUGGGAGGCAGAAAUGGCUGAAUCAGAACGAGAAACUGUUGUGUACAAGUCUUUCCAGAGGAGUUUCUUAAUGAGAUAUUUGUAUUUAUUUCCAGACCAAUAAAUUUGUAACUUUGCA